GGCGGGAUGGGCUGGGCUGGGCUGGGCUCGGCACGGCUCGGCUCGGCACGGCGGGGUUCGGCACGGCACGGCUCGGUUCGGUUCGGUUCGGCACGGCUGGCACGCAGCGCGCUCCCGCAGCCGCAGGGCUCGCUCUCCCUCUCCGAGUCUUGGAUAGAGCUGGGAUUAAUUCGAGAUCUCUUGCCUGAAAGAGAUGUUCCGUUUAAAAUUCCCAAUCCCGAAGGCAUAUUGGAGUUUGGUUCUAGGGAUGGCACCCGCAGAGCCCGAGGCCGCCCCGGCCCGCCGGUGAGGUGCCCCCCAGCAGCCACCCCGAGCCCCCUGGCCAGAGCACGAUGAACAAGCUGCCUUUCCACAACAACAGAGUCAUGCAGGACCGGCGCAGCGUGUGCAUCUUCCUCCCCAACGACGACUCCCUCAACAUCAUCAUCAACGUGAAGAUUUUGUGCCAAGAGUUACUGGUGCAGGUGUGUGACCUCCUGAGGCUGAAGGAUUGUCACCUCUUCGGGCUCAGCGUCAUCCAGAACAAUGAGCAUGUGUACAUGGACCUGGCCCAGAAACUCUACAAGUACUGCCCCAAGGAGUGGAAGAAGGAGGCCAGCAAGGGCAUCGACCAGUUUGGCCCCCCCAUGAUCAUCCACUUCCGAGUGCAGUACUACGUGGAGAACGGGCGGCUCAUCAGAAUGGACAAAAGGGAAGUGGAGGCCUCCCUGACCCUGGGGCUGACAACACGGGGCAUCCAGAUUUUCCAGAACCUGGAUGAGGAAAAGCAGCUGCUCUAUGAAUUCCCAUGGACAAACGUGGGGAAACUGGUGUUUGUGGGCAAGAAGUUCGAGAUCCUGCCGGACGGGCUGCCCUCGGCCCGCAAGCUCAUCUACUACACGGGCUGCCCGCUGCGCUCGCGCCACCUCCUGCAGCUGCUGAGCAGCAGCCACCGGCUCUACAUGAACCUGCAGCCCGUGCUGCGCCAGGUCCGCAGGCUGGAGGAGAACGAGGGUACGUGCUCCCGGCCCCAGUCCCGCCAGGACAGGCACCGCAUUGCGCCGAGGGAACCUUUGUCCCCAUGGACAGCAGGGGUGGAUCCCAAGAGAGCUGAGCCACCCCAAAAUAACCUUUGCACCCUCCUUCGUGCAGGACUCAUCGUGAAGGAGAUCAGCUCCUCCACCUCCAGCUCCUCGGAGACGGUGGUGAAGCUGCGGGGGCAGAGCACCGACUCCUUACCCCAGACAACGUGCAGGAAACCCAAGACGUCGACAGACCGGCACAGCCUGAGCCUGGAUGACAUCCGGCUCUACCAGAAGGACUUCUUGCAGCUGGCCAACCUGUGCCAGGACACGGCGCAGAGCUUCACCUUCGGCUGCGCCCACGGCCUGGACGAGGACGGGCUCUACUGCAACGGCUGCCUGGCCCAGCAGUGCAUCAACAUCCAGGACGCCUUCCCUGUGAAAAGAACCAGCAAAUAUUUCUCCUUGGAUCUGACCCACGACGAGGUGCCCGAGUUCGUGGUCUGAGCGUGGGGAGGCUCCGGCGCCGCCUCGCCCCAGCCCUGCCCUGCUCCCUGCACAGCCGGUGCUGGAUGAGGGGCAGGAUGGGCAUCCCCGGGCACGGAGUGCAUUCCAGAGGAGUUUGUGCCAAACACAAGUUGUCUUAUUCCGACUGGCAGGAGCGCAGCUCAGCUGGAGCUGGCGGAAGCCCAGCUGUGUCUUCUCGUGGCCUCUCUCCCCCUCCUUGCCCCCAGGUGACUCUGGGGUGGCUGGAAAGUGCCAGACUGUCGUGUUCAAGCCAAGCCAAAGAAAUGUAAAUAACCCUAAAGGCCAGUAUGGGAAGGGAGAAUUAAGCAAUAACCAGCCAGGGAUCUCUGGGCAUGGUGAUGUUCCAUGGAGGAAGGCAUGGCCAGCAGCUCCUGGGGCAGAGCAUGAUCCCAGUUUUUCCAAAAACACGUGCUGGAGGUCAGGCCACAGCAGUCCCAGCCAGGUGGAUGAUGGCUGGAAGCUCUCAGAGCCAUUUGCGACUUGUUUUUAUAUUUUUCUCUUUUUUUUCUAUGUAUUUUUUUUUGUGAGAGCAAAACCCCAAAACCAAAAAAAAAAAAAAAAAAAAAAAAAAAAAAAAACCAAAAAAAAAAAAAAAAAAAAAAAAAAAAAAAAAAAAAAAAACCACUCUCCCAAAAAAAAAAGAAAGCAAAGCAGGAUGGAAAAAAAUAAAUCCUCUAUAAGUAUAAUGCAAUAAUGCAUCCCAAACAUUGAAUAUCUAGAGAAUACAUAUAUAAAUAUAUCAAGGUAUGUAUGUUUAUAUAUGUCUGGAUCUUAUAGACCCAUUUGCAUUUUACUCCUGCUCUGAAACACCUUUUAUACAAAGGAUCUGCCUUUCUUCUUUCAUGAACUCUAGCAACAAUCCUAUCUUUUUUUUUCUUAAGCACUAAGAUGAGAAAACAGACUUUUCUCUCAAGGAGAAUGUGCAUCCUUGCCUUGUCCGUGUGGCUCUUCCCGUUCAUUUCCCUUCUCUUUUCCCAAGGCUUUUCAUGCGUCCUUAGGUGUCUUACAGCUGGAAUAAUUCUGCCAGAGGAUGAUGGUGACAUGCUAGGAAAAUCCAGGGGUGGUUUCUGAGUGUGUCCCAGGGAAGGCAGACAGCCCAGGUGGAAUAUUUACCUAUUGCAGAGUUAAUUAUCACAGCACAAUGCCUUUGUAGUGGAUAUUUUUAAUUAGAGUUUAGCCAUUGACAGCCAAAGUUUUGCCAUAUUUUGAUACACCACCGUUUUGUUUUUGUUUUUUUUUGUUUUGUUUUUUUUUUUUUUUUUUUUAACUGGAAACUUUUUUUAAAAAAAAAAACCAAAAAAAAAGUAUAAUUAUUUUAUAAAUAAGCACAAUCUUAUUUUUAUAAGAAAUGUUGGGGGAGGGAGCUGAGAAAUGGGAGCUGGUACCAAAAGAAAUGGAGAGUAGCUAUAGGCACAGUGCAAAAAAAACCCAAAAUCUCUUGGGAUGUUGGGUUAUGGGAGAGCUGCUGUGGGACUGUGGCACUGGCACCGUGCCCCCACCCCAGAGCUUGAUCUGGCCCUGCCUGAGGGGUUUUAUGGGAAAAUCAUGUCAAUAUCCCAUGUUGGCAGGGCAGGAUGGUGGUCCCUAAAGCAUCCUUAUGUCCCUAAAUCCACACAGGGCAGCUGGAGGGAUGGGGAUGCUGCUGGGGCUCAGGGCUGUGUGCCCCACUCUGGUUUGGGUAACGCCCCACCAAGUACCCCAAAAACCUCUCUUUGGGUGCUGGGAUAACGUUUGUGAGUCCAGCCCCCACCCACAGCUGGGUUUGCAGUGUGUGCACCAGCAGGGUGAGUUUCCACGCUGGCACAGGCAGGAAAACUCCCCAAAUUCAUCCCCAGCCUCUUUUUCCCCCCUCUGCCAGCCUCUGGGUGCUCCCCAUGGGACCCUCACCCUGCAGAAACACAGAGCUGGAGGGAAAAAAGGGAUAAAACGUGUCAAGAGAUGCUCAACUCUGCUGAGAAAUGGGGAGGGGGCAGCCCCAUCCCAUUGCCCUGCAUCCAGAUUUGGGGUGGAGCAGUGGGGUUGGGAAUGGGCUGGGAUGGAGCUUGUCCCUACAAACAGCAGCAGUGCCAGGGAGCAGGGGGACACAGAGGUGCCAUUUGAGCAGGGGGACACAGAGGUGCCAUUUAUUCCCAGUUUUCCCGCAGGUGGCCGUGCCCUCCCGCCCUUGGGGCUGUUCCCCCUGCAAUAAGGAGCUGUCUGUCUGCACAAAAUAAUCCUUUCUGUGAAAGGAUCUUUCCCAUCAGGGCUGAUGGGAGAGCCCAGUGACUGUGUUGCAAAAGGAGCAGAAAAAAGAAAAAAAAAAAAAAAAAAGAAAAAAAAAAAAAAAAGGAAACUCAAGGAAAAUCAAGCGAAAAUCCCCGGAGCGAAAUUCUUUUGUACCAAUGAAGUUUGUUGUGUGCCUUUUGCAGUACGGCUGGACGUGACAAUAAAGUGACAGUUGUUUGCA
Molecule: messenger RNA, 3975 nt
Organism: Pyrgilauda ruficollis (rufous-necked snowfinch)
Lineage: Eukaryota; Metazoa; Chordata; Aves; Passeriformes; Passeridae
Gene: FRMD6
Product: FERM domain containing 6
Exons: 12
Coding region: 333-1508 (391 amino acids)
Biological process (GO): positive regulation of hippo signaling
Cellular component (GO): cytoskeleton; cytoplasmic side of apical plasma membrane
Source: RefSeq, a predicted model, not a curated record